Messenger RNA from Dipodomys ordii (Ord's kangaroo rat), 1569 nucleotides. It is a transcript of the gene Rpusd1, whose product is annotated as RNA pseudouridylate synthase domain containing 1. Gene Ontology annotation, biological process: pseudouridine synthesis. The record is from RefSeq and is a predicted model, not a curated record. The transcript has 5 exons. Lineage: Eukaryota; Metazoa; Chordata; Mammalia; Rodentia; Heteromyidae. The coding region runs from base 152 to 1063 and encodes 303 amino acids. Gene Ontology annotation, molecular function: pseudouridine synthase activity; RNA binding.
UUGGCCGGGCGGCCCCAGCCGACGCCACUGCCCUGGUCCUGGUGGGAGGCACAUAUAAGGGCCCCAGCGCGGGUCGUGGCGCGGGGGCUGCAGGCCAGGGAUCCCGGCUCUCCUCCCCAGGCCUCACUCCCAUCUACAGGGUCGUCGGGCCAUGGAGCCGGGCAGCAUGGAGAACCUGUCCAUUGUGUAUCGGAGCAGUGACUUCCUGGUGGUGAACAAGCACUGGGACCUGCGCAUCGACAGCAAGACCUGGCGGGAAACGCUGACCCUGCAGAAGCAGCUGAGGCACCGCUUUCCGGAGCUGGCCGACCCCGACACCUGCUACGGGUUCAGGUUCUGCCACCAGCUGGACUUCUCCACCAGUGGCGCCCUAUGCGUGGCUCUGAACAAGGCAGCGGCGGGCAGCGCGUACAGAUGCUUCAAGGAGCGGCGGGUCACCAAAGCCUACUUGGCUCUGGUUCGGGGUCAUGUCCAGGAGCAUCAGACGACCAUCAGCUAUGCCAUUGGCAGGAACAGCACGGAGGGCCGGACCCACACCAUGUGCAUUGAGGGCACCCAGGGUUGUGAGAACCCAAAGCCAAGCCUCACAGAGCUGGUGGUCUUGGAGCAUGGGCUGUACGCCGGUGACCCCGUGUCCAAGGUGCUGCUGAAGCCCCUCACAGGACGGACACACCAGCUUCGCGUGCACUGCAGCGCCCUUGGCCACCCUGUUGUGGGCGACUUGACCUAUGGGCAGGCCGCGGGCCGGGAGGACCAGCCCUUCCGCAUGAUGCUGCAUGCCUUCUACCUGCGAAUCCCCACUCGGGCCGAGUGUGUGGAGGCCUGCACGCCAGACCCUUUCCUGCCGGCCCUCGACGCCUGCUGGAGCCCCCACACCCUGCUGCAGCCCCUCGACCAGCUGGUGCAGGCCCUACGGGCCGCCCCAGACCCUGACCCCACGGAGGGGGAGCCCGGGCCUGCCGCCCCCCCGCCUGAGCCCGGCCGGCCCCCUCCCGAGACCCAGGCCCAGCGAGCCUCCUGCCUGCAGUGGCUUUUGGAGUGGACCUUGGAGCCAGACAACUGAGAGCUCGGGCUGGGAGGGGCAGCAGACAGCCACCGUGGCUGGAGGAUGGCUACUGGGCCUGGGAAGGCUUUUCUGGAAACAUUCCCCCGGGGGAACCCAGUGUCUCUCUCCUGGAACAGAAACAUCACUGCAAGGGUCUCUGUCUUCUACGCUUGCUUGAGCCCACGCUGCUGGGGGGGUGGAGCCAGGGCCUGGAAGCCUUUGCUCGGACGGGCCCCUCCUGGGCCCACCGGCUCCGCAGAGCCACCUGGCCCCGGCCUGGCCCGGCCAUUUCCUGCAUUCUGAAGCACUUUGCUCCACUCAGAGCCCCUGAUUCUCCAUCGGGCUGGACCCGCAGCCUGCGCCCUGCUUGCCUUAUGCCUUUGCUUUUGCCAGACUCUCCUGGGCUCAGCCUCGUCUGCCUGUUGCCGGCGUAGGGACGCCUCCACUUGCACCCGGCUACCAAGCCUCGUGUGAUGUUGCCUCUGCUGUAUGGGCUGGGGCCGCAGCGCGGUGUGACCUGCAGC